Messenger RNA from Xenopus laevis (African clawed frog), 2072 nucleotides. Its product is annotated as carcinoembryonic antigen-related cell adhesion molecule 5. The transcript has 11 exons. Lineage: Eukaryota; Metazoa; Chordata; Amphibia; Anura; Pipidae. The record is from RefSeq and is a predicted model, not a curated record. The coding region runs from base 68 to 1867 and encodes 599 amino acids.
CACACACACAUAUACAUAUACACACACACACACACAGCACCUAGAUUGUGGUGCAGACACUGCACUUAUGGGAUCAUACCGGUACCUGUCUGUUUGGAUCCUGCUGCUCCUGGCUGACUCAGGGUCUGUAUCUGGUUUACUGAGAGAAUCAGGAGCUUUGGGAAAAUCUGUGAAUCUCACAGUGAAGCUGAAUCUGCCCACACAGCGUGAAGUACAAUGGAAGUUUGGUGCCAACUCUAUCAUUGCAACUGCCCAGCUGAAUAACCCUCCCCUCUAUUAUGGCAGUUACAGAGGCAGAUGCCACCUGUAUGAUAAUACAACUCUCCAGCUGGACAAUCUCACUCCUGCAGAUACAGGGGUAUAUUGGCUCUUUGUAUCCAACGUGGACACUGCAGCACAACAAAAUGGGUCGAUUUCUCUUACUGUUUACAGUCCACUUACCCUUCCAACUCUCAAAGUGAACAUAUCUACCACUAAUGGCAAUGCUUAUCCUGUUAAUGGCACCAAUGUGUCCCUCCAUUGUGACGCUGGCGGUCAGAAUGUGGUUAAUUAUACUUUUUACCAAGGUGUAGUUGAUGCCUGCUCCCAGCCCCAUGUGACCUGCAACAAAGACUUCAUGUACUUUCAGCCAAUCACGAUGAGUGACACCGGGAUAUACACCUGUAAAAUAGAGAAUCCUAUCAGCAGUAACACCAGCCAGCCGCUCAGUAUAAUAGUCACAGGACGAUUAUCUGGGGUGACACUGAGCAGUAAUGCAUCUUCAGAGCUGCUGUGGGCAGGGAAGGAUUCAGUGGAUCUAACAUGUUCAGCUCUUGGCACUAAUGUCACCUUCUCCUGGUACCUGGAUGGAGCACCAUUACCUCCAAACCCCAGAUAUCACUUAAUGAAUUCCAACUCCAGCCUCAUUAUCAGUCCUGUGGAGAGGACAGACAGCGGAUCCUUCACCUGCAUUGGCUCUAACAGUCUGAAUAGUGAGACCAGUAACCUCCUGACUCUCAGACUUGGCUGGUUUCCUAACAGAAAUAUUCAGUGUAAUGCAGCCAGAUCGGACCAGACAGUGACACUGAGCUGUUCUUGGCCUGGAGGCAACCCUGCUGCAAAUGUCACCAUGAUAUUUCAGAAUACAAAAUACACAGCACAGGAUACAGUGACUAGGGAUGUACCCCUUAAUGUCAUCUCCCCUGGGGCAGAACUGACCUGCUUGGGUGCACAAGGGGGGCAGGAUAUGGUCUGCACCAUGAUCUUGGGAACUCCAAUCGGGUCACAAAGUAACACUGUCUCUUCAGUGACAAAAGGAGAAAAUGUCUCCAUGUCUGUCAACUUAAACUGGAGCAGAAAUGUUUCUCCCAGAAUUCAAAUCCUUCCUGCAACAUUCUCCUGGUUCCAUCGUAGUUCUGACCGCCCUCUUUCAGUCAGUGGAGGAAAGAUCUCAGUCAUUUCCAGUGACUAUAAAUCAGAGCUGGUGAUCUCUUCAGUGACUGACAGUGACAAUGGAAUUUAUGAAUGUGAAGCCAAAAACUUUUUAGGAAACUCAACAUUCUCCUUUCAACUCAGUGUGACUUCAGGUUCAAACCAGCUGUCUCCUGGUGCAAUAGCCGGCAUUGUGAUCUCUGUCCUGUUUGUUGUAGCACUGAUACCUCUCACCAUCAUCUUCAUUCUCCGCAAGAAGAAGAAGAACAACAACAACAACGCGCCCACAAGUCCAGUAUAUGAGAAUACAGGCGCCCAAGCACCAAACACUUAUGAUCGUAUCAUUACAGGAUCAAAGGAGACCAUGGCAGGAAAUAGGCCCCAGGAAUCCAGCUAUCAGGAGCUUCAGUUCCCAAGUAAUGAUGUGUAUAAUCAUUUGAGGAGAACACCCAGAUAAAAUCCAGAUUAUUACAAUGCUGGAGACUCAAUAAAGGCUCAAUACAAGCUGUGGGUGAAAAAAACAGAACUUAUUAGAAACACAAAGGGGAAUCAGUCUUCACAGACUUUGAGUGAUAUUUGUCAAUGCCCUGUUCCACCCAGACCCCAGCCUCUGUUCUAUCCCUACUUGGGAUACGAUACAAUAAAUUCUGUAUUCAAGUAUA